This is a messenger RNA of Nerophis lumbriciformis (worm pipefish), 2610 nucleotides long. NCBI's taxonomy places the organism in Eukaryota, Metazoa, Chordata, Actinopteri, Syngnathiformes, Syngnathidae. The record is from RefSeq and is a predicted model, not a curated record.
AUGGACAGAUAUGUGUUGGUUAUAUCCAUCUGUCAGACGGAAAACGACAGAGCAGAGGAGUACAAAUGUUUGGCUAAAGUGAAGCGGAUUUAUGACCAAAUUGUGGACUUUACUUCUCAAGAAUCAGCCAGCAAAAUAUCUGUGCUUCCAGUGUGUUCUCUCAGUGGCUGUCCUUCAGUUCAGAGAUGGUACUUUGCUGUUCAAGCUUGCCAUGGAGUGAUGCAGUUUUGUAGCUCAGACUGGGAAGAGGUUGGAGAAGUCCAUCAGAGAGGAAACAGUGAAGAGGAGAAGCCAACUACUCUGGAGCUCUGUGUUGAUUCCUUGAGUCUACACGAUAGAUCGGUUCAAAAAUGCGAUGAAGCAUCACCGACAGAGUUGCUGGAGGAGGCUGCAGAAGGAGUGCACGCACUGGCAGACAAGCUUCCACCUCCAGGUAAAGCAUUUUCUGAUGUGCUGGUGUUAGGCUCUGCUGAGCAGUGCCCUGAAUUAAAAGACCUGCUACCACUCCUGGGAGCCCUCAGACACAUGAAAUGUUGGCAUUCUGCCAGGAUCACGAUCAUCACUGAAAAUAUGACAGAGUGGCAAAAAAGUGCAUCGUACCUGGGUGCUGGUCUAGUGGAUUGUACUGAUUUAAUGAGCUGUAUCAAUUCAAGAGAACUAUGGAGAGGAGGCUUGGUGGUCAGAGAGAAAACGUAUGCGACAGAGCUUCGUUUCAAUGGGUUUUCUCUGUGCACUCCAGUAUAUAAAUCCCAUCACAAGGAAGAUCCACGCUCCGUUGCAGACCAAAAACUACACUCUGAGGUAUUUCACUAUUACGCAGCGAGUUUAGACUUGCUUCAUCUAAUUACUCUUUCAGACCUGCCCAGCUUCCAGAUGUCCAGCACUUACUUUCAACUAGUCCUGUCUGGGAAGUCAGUGAAAUCGAAACUUUUCUUGGACCAGCUCAAAUCCCUGCGUGGAAAGGUAGGAGCUUUGUUCAGCCUUUCCUGUGUCGUCACCCCGAUUGCACAGCCACCAGCAAGCCAAAUCACCUCUCAGCGCUGGAAAGAGUCUGUAGCCAGGAAACCCAAGUCUUUACCUAUACCUGAUAUUGAAGUCAAGGGAGAAACUGCGAACUACUACUUGUUGGUCCAGGGCUCUGACAAGGCUGAAGAUGGGGUCUGUUCAGUCAGACUGUUGCACUCUGACAGUCAAAUAAAUGGUGUGCCUGCCAUGGCAACAGUCUCAGGGCUGUUGGGACAAAAGCUACUGUCAUCAUCAGGAUGCACUCAAAGCAACAUCUUCUCUUUGCCUUGUCUCCAAGGAGACGCUCUGCUGAAGAGAGAGCAGAGGGUGGUCCAGGUCCAAACACGGGUACUUAGAGAAUAUUUCAGACAGAAAGAAAAAUCCUCUUCAAUACCAUUUAGUGACUUGAAGGCCAUUCUGGUCAUGGCCAGGGAGCAAUACUUAAGAAUGAUUGACUCCACACUUCCCUCUGCCAUAUCAAUGUCUGACAGCCCAGGUACCAAGGACACAGUAUUGAAAACAAUGACAGCUGCACCAUCUGUUUGGCCCGAGAGGAACGUCCUCCACAACAUUGAGAACUUGCAGAAAAGGCGACAGAGGAGAAGACUUGGCCUGUUAGGUCCUGGCUCAAGUGACAACCUGCUAGGUCCAAAAGACUGUCAGAAGAGUUCCACUUCUUUACUGGACGCCAAAGAACUUUUAAAACACUUCACACUUGAUGGCAAGCCGACCAGUGAGCUGUAUCUUCUGCCCCCUAUUAGAGGUCAUAACGUAUUCCAGUUGUCACCAGACCUAUCUCCCCGGAGACUUAGUGAGAUGUCCUUCAAAAAGGCCACAGCCUCCCAUUACCACGGCAUAGAAUUCUGUCUGGAUACCCAGCAUUCCUUGGAUCGGGACCAAGCUUUUGUACGACUCCAGUCUCGUCUCAUUCGCUACGAGACCCAAACCACCUGCUCCAAGGAACCCUGUGUCCUCCCGUUUGUGAACAGCCCUGCCCCCUCUCCCGCAGUGAUGUCAGAACCAGGAAGUGUACCUGAUGGAGAGACCCUGCAAAAUGCUGAUGUCGCCCGACUCAAACGCAGGUCUUGGGACACAGAUGUUGUUGGAGGUUACCCUUGCAAGAGGCAGGCCAAGUCAGAGAGCAGUGACUUCGUUUGUCCUCAGAGCAACAGCAGUAAUGGGACACCUGAGGCCAUCAAGUCACUACGGCAACGACACAGCACAUCCCAAUCCGUCUCUUCCAGUACCUCUUCUGCUCAUAGGAAAUCAUCUGGUUUGCUGAAUCAGUCUUCAGGCGACAAGCAUAAAGCACCGAAGCGGAAGACUGAUCACAGACAGACAGAGGAUAAAAAUGCCAAGGAGUCGCGUUCUCAAAAACACAAUAGAAUGCUGCAGGAGGUGGUCGUUAAAACACUCAAACAGCACGGGAUCAGUGCUGAGCAUAAAUGCUUUGAGGCUUCCAGCAAGAGACUGUUUGAUAUCUCCAAAUUCUUUCUCAAGGAUCUAAAGACAUCUCGUGGUCUGUAUGAUGAGAUGAAGAAGGCAGCUGGCAGUAAUGCUAAACAGGUCAUUGACUGGGUGAUGGAGAAGACCUUGAAGAAUUAA